AAGGUACUGCGAGGAUCAAGAGAAAAUAAACAUGUUUUCGCGAUCCUAAUUCGAAUCGCAAUCGUCGUCGUAUGGUGCGGUCAGUGAUUGAUUCGAGGUUCUCAGAUAGUGAUUCGGCUAGGUAUUGUGCGUGUGGAGUGGAGAGAGAAGAGGCGGUUCCUAAUUCGGAUUCGUAGAUUUGGGGAUAGACGAAUAGUUCGCGUACUUCAUCCGCGCAUAUCGGAUUGUGUAUAACCACCAAACUACUGAUUUAUUGGACGUGAUAGGCUCUUCAGUCAAGUGAACGCAUUAAUCACCGUGCAGAAAUGGUUUUGUACGAAUCGAGCCACACGCACGGACCACUGGACGGUUCUCUGUACGCGACCAUCCUCAAGAGCCCGAAAUCUCCUACCGGAAGUGGAAGCGCAGGGCAAACGACCCUAAUCUCACCGCCGGCCGAAUUCAGCAACGGAAAACCGAUCGCGAACGGACACCACCGUCCGGUUCCGCCACCGGUAACGCCUCCGCCGCGCAGUUCCUCGUCCCUAAGCUCGACGACGAGCUAUAGCAUCUACGAAAGUGCCAAACGCGGUUACCAAAGUGCUACCAGCGGCGGUGGAAGUCCGGUCGCUGCUGUGCAGGGGGGUGGCGGCGGCAGCAGGGGACCCGCAGUGGGUGGUGAAAGUGCUAAUAUUAGUCAUAGUGAAAGUAGUGGUAAUAUUGUUGUUAGUAAUAGUGCCGGUGGUAGCUACCGAAAUGUGAUAGAGAACGGGGGCAGCGGGGCUGCUACGUACGAUCAAAAUCAGAAUCUUGUUAGCCAAAGUCAUCAGGUGCAGCAGCAGCAAACGCAAAUCCGAAGUCAAGCCGAUGGGCGCGAAUCGGUGCGAAGUCCGUUGACACUUUCCAUGGACUCGGGCAUCUCGAGCAGUGGACCCGUUAAUCGUCGCCUACAGGGCUCGAGUGUGUCGCCAUCCAGUUUCCCCAGUCAAGCCAGUCCGCAAGAUGAUCGCCAUCGGGAAUUGGACGAUCUGCUGUCCGACAUGCUGAUGACGGUUCAAGGCAUCCCCGACGUCGGCCGCAGCAAAGGUGGAGCACCCACAACAACGGCAACGCCAGCGACGACGUCAGCGCAAGCCACCCACCAUCAUCAUCACCAUCAUCACCACCUUCACCAUCAUCAGUCGUCGUCGCAGCAGGCGAGUGAUCAUUUCGUAAACACCAGCACCGAUACCAUCAAGCGAUCGCACUCGGCCCAGCUCCCAGCGCUCAGAGAAUCCGCCAAAGAGCGCGAGUUACUGCUGUACGAGACGAGCAGCACGACGACCACCCUCACGCCGCCUCCCAGCGAGAGCGGCCGCGAGACUCCGCUGCUGAGCAGCGCCUACUCAACCAUCCGCGAUAAGCGGGAUCUCUGCCUCACGCCGACCGAGCGCGAGCUGCUCAUGAACCUGCAGCAACAUCAGUCUUUCGGCUAUCCCCGUCAGGCGCGGUCUACUACGGGAGCUUUGGAACGGUUCACAUCGGACGACGACGACGAUCAUUACGGCGUAGGCGGCGGCAGCGGCAGCAAACAGAUUCCCUAUCACGCCCGGGAGGAUUCGAGACCCUUCACCUACGGCAGCAUACCGCUAACGGGUACGCCCCAAAACCCGCCCGCUUCGACCAUGCUCAAGAUGCAGUCGGGCCUGUCGAGUCCGUCGAUGGUGCGCAAGGCGAUCGGGGGGACGCCAACGUCCGCUCGGAAAUCCACCGGAAUGGGUGGCGGCGUUGGCUCGGCGGCGGCCGCCGGUUUGGGCGGUCGCAAUUCCGAGUUCGAAGAAAUGCUACGCGAACGGCGCGAAAAAGUGUUCAGUGAAAAGUACACCAUCGGGGAUCAGUCUCCGCGGGGGACCGACACGGUGGACAAUCGGUGGAACUAUAGCACCACGAUCCGGACCACGGUGGAACAGCAGCCAGGUGACCACAACACCAACGGAUAUCUUCUGCACGAGCCGCUGAAACGGUCCAACACCAUGGACGGCAGCUUCGGACGGCAAUUCUCCCACGAUGGGUAAGUGUAUUGAUUUUUCAUUUUUU
Molecule: messenger RNA, 2055 nt
Organism: Aedes albopictus (Asian tiger mosquito)
Lineage: Eukaryota; Metazoa; Arthropoda; Insecta; Diptera; Culicidae
Product: rho GTPase-activating protein gacF-like
Exons: 4
Coding region: 306-2033 (575 amino acids)
Cellular component (GO): focal adhesion
Source: RefSeq, a predicted model, not a curated record